GCCUGACCCAGCUCUCGACUCCAAGUGCUAGAUACAGUGAACAACUAGUCAAGUGCGUAGCAUCGAUCCGUUAGGCGACAUGGCUUUCGCGCUCAAGGCGCCCCCCUCCACGUCGUCCACGGCUACGUCGCUGAGCCACCCGAUGCGCCAACGGCAUGCGGCAGCCGUGACGGUGGCCGCGCCGGGGAGGCUUGUCGUCCGGGCGGUCGCGGCGGUGACCGCGCCCGCGCCUUCUGCGAAGCGCGCGUCGCGGUCCGCGGCCGGCGAGCGCGGCCUUUCCGUGGCGGAGGCCAUGUCUCGGGUCAGGGCGAGUGGCAAGACGGCGUUCAUCCCGUACAUCACCGCCGGCGACCCCGACCUGGCGACCACGGCGAAGGCGCUCAGGCUACUCGACUCCCUCGGCGCCGACGUCAUCGAGCUCGGCAUGCCCUUCUCGGACCCCUCCUUGGACGGGCCGGUGAUCCAGGCCUCCGCUGCGCGGGCGUUGGCUGCCGGCGCGACCACGGACGCCGUGAUGUCGAUGCUCAAGGAGGUGACGCCGGAGCUGUCCUGCCCCGUGGUCAUCUUCUCUUAUUUCAACCCCAUUGUGCGCCGUGGGACGGGGAACUUCGCUGCCGCUGCCAAAGAAGCCGGUGUCAAAGGUCUUAUUAUACCCGACCUUCCAUACGACGAGAUACGCGGUUUCAGGAAAGAAAUCGUCGAGAACAAACUAGAACUGAUUCUCCUUACAACACCAGCUACACCAUUAGAGAGGAUGAAAGAAAUCACAAAAGCUUCAGAAGGGUUCAUUUAUCUUGUAAGUGCCAUUGGAGUUACAGGAGCCCGGGCAACCGUAAACCCACAUCUCAAGGAUCUUCUUCAGGAGAUUAGACAGGUCACAAACAAGGCAGUGGCGGUCGGCUUUGGCAUAUCAACCCCGGAACAUGUUAGCCAGAUUGCCGACUGGGGUGCAGAUGGCGUGAUCAUUGGCAGUGCAAUGGUGAAACAGUUGGGUGAAGCAAAUUCUCCAAGAGAAGGAUUAAAUAGGCUAGAAGUAUAUGCCAGGAGUUUGAAGAAUGCACUCCCAUGAUAUGAAAUUAACAUAGUUAAUUAUUUAGCGUGGCGAGCCAUCAUGGUGGUCAAAAUUUUAAUGGGUACGUAGAAGCAUAGAAGCUAUUGCAAUUUUUGUGUCACAAAAAGACGGUAUUGUUUACUUUGUGCUUCCUCUGUUCAUAAAUAUAAGUCUUUCUAGAGAUUUCAA
Triticum urartu is the source of this 1240-nucleotide messenger RNA. RefSeq names its product tryptophan synthase alpha chain-like. Gene Ontology annotation, molecular function: tryptophan synthase activity. The record is from RefSeq and is a predicted model, not a curated record. NCBI's taxonomy places the organism in Eukaryota, Viridiplantae, Streptophyta, Magnoliopsida, Poales, Poaceae. Gene Ontology annotation, biological process: L-tryptophan biosynthetic process. Gene Ontology annotation, cellular component: chloroplast; cytosol.